Molecule: messenger RNA, 1227 nt
Organism: Penicillium subrubescens
Lineage: Eukaryota; Fungi; Ascomycota; Eurotiomycetes; Eurotiales; Aspergillaceae
Exons: 6
Coding region: 1-1227 (408 amino acids)
Source: RefSeq, a predicted model, not a curated record
AUGUCUGGCAUAACUACUCUAUAUGCCAGAGAUGCGGCCUCAGAUGCGGCCAAAGCUGCUGCAUAUAAGGCAACUGUGGAGUUGUGGACGCUCUAUUCGUUUGGAGUUGCUGUGACAUUACUCCGAACACAUGCUCGAGUAAGGGCUGUGGGCUUCAGGAAUCUGAAAGCCGAUGAUUACCUGAUCUGGGUCGCAAUCGUUUUCUAUACCGCACAAACAUCCCUGGCAUACAGUGUGGGUAAUAUCGCCCAUGGCCUCGCAAAUAAUAGCAUGACAGACGCUCAUCGCGCUGCGCUUUCUUCCGGAGAUCCUGAAUAUCAGGCCAGAGCGACCGGCUCUAAAAUCCAGGUCGCGGGAUGGACGACUUACGUGUUGCUUAUCGGGUCACUUAAAUUGUCCAUGCUCGCAUUCUACAUCCGACUUACGGAUGGUCUUAGUCGACGCUACCGCAUACCCGUUUACAUCGGAUUUGCCCUUGUCGGAGGAAGCAUGAUAGCUAGUGUCUUGACGAUUUUCACAGCAUGUCGCCCAUUCAACCAUUACUGGCAGAUCAACCCAGCACCUGAAAAUGUCUGUCAGCCCGCUAUUUCCAUGCCCAUCAUAUGGGUGACCUUUGCCGCAAAUCUCGCUACCGACCCAUACCUCAUCUUCAUCCCAAUUCCGAUGCUUUGGAAAUCGAGUCUCAAAUUGUUGAAAAAGAUCGCUGUGACAAUCGUCCUUAGUGCUGGUGUGUUUGUGCUCGUCUGCGCCACCAUCAAGAGCGUCUUUCUCAUUGUGGACCCUGUUAGCGGAGCACAGACAGCCGAGGAAUGGGGAACGCGAGAAACCUUCGUCGCCGUAAUCACCACCAACCUUCCCAUGAUCUUCCACCUCUUCAAAUCCUGGCUGGGCGCCAUAUUUGGCAGCGCCUUCCAAUCUACUCAAAAAAUAUACAAAACCCCCUCCGGUGGAUUCCGAAGCAUUGGUGGCGGCGAUUAUCAAAGUCGAGAUCGCCGUGGGCCGACAAGCUCGAAUCCUGUUACAGCCAAUAUGACCUUCAACGAAAGUGAGGAGCGAAUCGUUGAUAACGUCCACUUGGAGGGCUUAAAGGCUUACGCUGGGCCUGUUGGUGAAAACACGUCCUCGAAUGGGAUUGUGGUCUCGAGCCAGAUUGAAGUCACUCAUGAGGCGAUACGUAGUGCGAAUAGCGUACCCAUGCCAGAGCAAAACGUCCAUGAGCCUUGGUAA